Bacidia gigantensis is the source of this 2079-nucleotide messenger RNA. RefSeq lists its product as uncharacterized. NCBI's taxonomy places the organism in Eukaryota, Fungi, Ascomycota, Lecanoromycetes, Lecanorales, Ramalinaceae. Gene Ontology annotation, cellular component: cytoplasm. Gene Ontology annotation, biological process: GDP-mannose biosynthetic process; cell wall mannoprotein biosynthetic process. The transcript has 5 exons. The record is from RefSeq and is a predicted model, not a curated record. Bases 1 to 2079 code for a protein of 692 amino acids. Gene Ontology annotation, molecular function: GTP binding; mannose-1-phosphate guanylyltransferase (GTP) activity.
AUGGUCAUCCCAGAAGUCGACUUGACCGCUUUCCACGCCGUCGCUGUGCUGAAAGAGAUUCUGGGCCAGCUUGAGAAGUGUGACACUGAUAUACUCGGUGACAUACUAGCUACACUACUUAUAACGUUUACUACAGGCGACCAAGAUGCUGACCAAAUCAUACCGACAGCAGAGACCGUGUUUCCUCAAUGGAGGUCUCUGUCCCUAAAUCAUGAGCAUCUUCCGACUGGUUUGUCUCCGGCAAGUUGUCCGACGUGGAAUACGCCAAAUUGUUUUGGCUCGACACAAGCAUCGUAUCUCACUGCAGAAGAUUUGUCAGCAUUAUCCUCAGAAGCAGGCUACUCAUCGCCUCAAGCACAAGCAGAUGCGCUUACACAAUACUAUGAGCACUCUUUUGCAACUCAUGAUGCAGCAUGUUCUGAAUUCGUGGGAGAUGCGUCCGUUGCCCCCACCAUGACAGAUGCAAGCGAUGAUUCAGCGCUGCAGUCUACAAGGAUCGAUGAAGAGCAUUCCCGCGUGAAAUUGCUCUAUCUAAAGCUGAGCCAGGGUCAUAUCAGCAGCCUGAACAAUGUACCUAAUGCCGCCUAUCUGAGCUCUAUAUCACCUCAAACGAUAACGAUCAACCUAGUCUUAGCCAUUAUUUCAAUAUCCCAGCCGCGAGUCAUCAAGACCAGGAAGUGGCAACGGACUGUCGAACUUGUUGAAUUAUUAGUUGGGGAUGAAACGAGUGCUGGAUUUGGGAUCAACAUUUGGCUGGACCCUAGAGAGUCACAGGACAACUUGGGCCCUGUAAACGCGGGUGAUGCUACUCUCAGAGUACAGACUCAAUCGUUGCGACCGAGAGACAUCGUACUUGCCAGGAAUGUCGCUUUGGGUUCCUUCAGAGGUAAAGUCUAUGGUCAGAGCUUGAGAAGAGGGGUGACAAUGGUUGAUCUCCUCUGUCGUGAUGUGAUGGACACCGGUGAUACCGGGGCUCUCAUCCUUGUUGGGGGCUACGGUACCCGUCUACGCCCUUUGACUCUCACACUACCUAAACCUCUUGUCGAGUUCGCCAAUCGACCGAUGAUCGAGCAUCAAGUCGAGAACCUCGCGGCCGCGGGGGUCACAGUUAUUGUGCUGGCAGUCAAUUACCGUCCAGAAGUCAUGGCAAGCGCCUUGAAGAAAUAUGAAGAGAAAUACGAUGUAAAAAUAGAAUUUUCAAUCGAACAAGAGCCCCUCGGCACAGCAGGUCCCCUCAAGCUCGCCGAGAAGACCCUAGGCAAAGACGACUCCCCGUUCUUCGUCCUCAACUCCGAUAUCACCUGCGACUACCCCUUCAAAGAAUUGGCCGCAUUCCACAAAGAACAUGGCGAGGAGGGUACGAUUGUCGUGACCAAAGUCGAAGAGCCCAGUAAAUAUGGCGUCGUCGUCCACAAACCCGAUCAUCCAUCCCGCAUAGACCGCUUCGUCGAAAAACCCGUAGAAUUCGUUGGCAACAGGAUCAAUGCUGGUAUUUAUAUACUCAACCCCUCAGUCUUGAGAAGGAUAGAGCUGCGACCCACAUCGAUCGAGCAGGAAACGUUUCCGGCGAUUUGUAAUGACGGCCAACUGCACUCUUUCGACCUCGACGGCUUUUGGAUGGAUGUUGGACAGCCAAAGGACUUUCUCUCAGGAACUUGCCUCUAUCUGUCAUCGCUUACCAAGAAAGGAUCUAAGAAGCUGUGCUCACCGAAGGAAUCAUACGUAUAUGGCGGCAAUGUAAUGGUUGACCCUUCCGCCAGAAUUGGAAAGAAUUGCCGUAUUGGCCCUAAUGUGACGGUCGGCCCAAAUGUAGUCAUUGGUGAUGGUGUGAGAAUACAACGAAGUGUGCUGCUAGAGAGGAGCAAGAUCAAAGACCAUGCUUGGGUCAAGUCGACCAUUGUGGGAUGGAACAGCUCUGUCGGCAAAUGGGCGCGUUUGGAGAAUGUAACUGUGCUCGGAGAUGAUGUUACGAUUGGUGAUGAAGUAUAUGUCAAUGGUGGUUCUGUGCUGCCUCAUAAGACCAUCAAGCAGAAUGUCGACUGUAAGUCACCCUUGACGCUACUAAAUUGUUCCCACUGA